Messenger RNA from Bolinopsis microptera, 2242 nucleotides. Its product is annotated as inositol-3-phosphate synthase-like. Gene Ontology annotation, biological process: inositol biosynthetic process; phospholipid biosynthetic process. The record is from RefSeq and is a predicted model, not a curated record. The transcript has 10 exons. NCBI's taxonomy places the organism in Eukaryota, Metazoa, Ctenophora, Tentaculata, Lobata, Bolinopsidae. Gene Ontology annotation, cellular component: cytoplasm. The coding region runs from base 190 to 1818 and encodes 542 amino acids. Gene Ontology annotation, molecular function: inositol-3-phosphate synthase activity.
GGCUCACACAAAUGUAACUCUCUGGUAAUUGCAGGCAAUUGUAAGGAGUCUGCAGAUGUUGGAGAUGAUGGUGGUCUGAUAUCUAGGAGUGGAGAUAGAGAGAUGGGGUGAUCGUGGGAAGGGAGAGGGGGUAUAUAACGACCCCCUCAACACAGCUAUCUCAACCGCAAACCAACAACCGAAUCAACCAUGUCUGUCAAAGUACACUCUCCCAAUGUUGUCUACUCCGAGGAUUGUAUCGAGUCAAGAUACGAAUAUAACACCACCUCUGUUACCACCAACAGUGACGGCAGCUACUCCGCAGUACCCCGAACCAACACCAUGGUCUUCAAAACAGACACCUGUGUACCCAAACUCGGAAUGAUGCUGGUCGGACUGAACGGAAACAACGGAACCACCGUCACAGCGGGAAUCCUGGCCAACAAGUUCAACUUGUGUUGGAACACCAAGGACGGAGAGAAGAAGCCCAACUAUUUCGGAAGUAUCACCCAGGCAGGAACUGUAGGACUCGGUGUUAAUGCGAUUGGGGAGGAAGUGCACGUGCCUUUCAACGAUCUCGUCCCAAUGGUGCACCCUAAUGACAUCGAAGUUGACGGCUGGGAUAUCAACUCAAUGAACCUGGCCGAUGCUAUGGACCGAGCCCGAGUUCUGGAUUAUUCUCUCCAGAAACAACUCCGACCCUACAUGGAGAAAAUAGUACCACGACCCUCAAUAUACUGCUCUGACUUUAUCGCCGCCAACCAGAGUGACCGAGCAGACAAUGUUCUUAGUGGAACUAAGCAGGAGAUGAUGCAGAAAAUCAGAAAUGAUAUCAAAGAUUUCAAGGAGAAGAAAAAUCUGGACAAGGUAAUUGUCCUCUGGACCGCUAACACUGAGCGAUUCUGUGACAUCACAGAGGGACUCAACAUGACAGCUGAAGAGCUACUGAACUCAAUCCAGAACAACGAAGAAGAGGUGUCACCAUCAACCAUCUUUGCUGUGGCCAGCAUCCUUGAGGGUUGCACUUACAUCAACGGAUCACCACAGAACACCUUUGUUCCAGGAGUUAUCGAGCUCGCUGAGAUGGAGGGAGUCUACAUUGCCGGAGACGACUUCAAAUCCGGACAGACCAAAUACAAGAGUGUGUUGGUAGAUUUCCUGGUAGGAGCUGGAAUCAAGCCAGUCUCUAUCGUGAGCUACAACCAUCUGGGAAACAAUGACGGAAAGAACCUCUCCUCUCACAAACAGUUCCGAUCCAAGGAGAUCUCCAAGAGCAAUGUUGUUGAUGAUAUGGUUAACAGCAAUAAGAUCCUUUAUGCUGAUGGAAAGAAACCUGACCACACGGUUGUCAUAAAAUACGUUCCCUACGUUGCAGACUCCAAACGAGCUCUGGACGAGUACAUCUCCGAGAUCUUCAUGAACGGAAUGAACACAAUUGUGUGCCACAACACAUGUGAGGACUCUCUACUCGCCAGUCCACUUAUUCUUGAUCUCGUUAUCUUGGCUGAACUUUGCGAGAGAAUCACGGUCCAACUAGAAUCUGAACCAGAAUCUCGCCGAUUCAACUCCAUCCUCUCUAUCCUGAGUUAUUUGUUGAAAGCACCUUUAGUCCCCGCUGGAACACCAGUUGUCAACGCGCUCUUCAAACAGAGGUCGUGUAUCGAAAACAUCAUCAAAGCUUGUAUCGGACUCCAGCCAGGCAACCACAUGCUUCUGGAGCACAAGAUCGGAGCCCCACUUCAACAGGAUUUAAAGAUGACCACAAAAGCUAACCUGAUGAAACACGCAACCAACUCAAACAGACAAACGUACGGACACGUCAAAACACCGUCCCAGUAACCAUGGUAACCGCACAAUUCUAACCAUGAGACAUUUGAGAUGUAUAUUUUUGUAACGACACUAAUGGAGCACUAAUCCAUCUGCUUAAUUUAAUUUAAGGGAUAUUAUUUAUCAGCUCCCUUGUCAUGCUGUAUUUGUUUGUUUAUGCAGGGAUGUUUAUUAAACGCUUUCAGAAGAAAUCACGACCGUGAAAGUAAUUUCCAGUGCAUGGGUUUGUUUUAUAAUAACCAUGGUAAUGUUUUAUUGUAACCAAUAACCAUGGUAACGUUUAACGGUUUGUUAUACUUAAUAUCGUGACCAGCUUUUCUGCGAUGGUGAGAAUCGCAAGUUCAAUUUAUUAUUAUAAUGAUUUGAAUGUUUUUAAUAUAAAUGUUUUUUAAAUGUAUAUAUAAAUUAUCUGCACUCUAUCCGAAUCUUAUCAUAA